Microplitis mediator is the source of this 1317-nucleotide messenger RNA. Its product is annotated as retinoid-inducible serine carboxypeptidase-like. Gene Ontology annotation, biological process: proteolysis. Bases 1 to 1317 code for a protein of 438 amino acids. The transcript is spliced from 6 exons. Gene Ontology annotation, molecular function: serine-type carboxypeptidase activity. The record is from RefSeq and is a predicted model, not a curated record. NCBI's taxonomy places the organism in Eukaryota, Metazoa, Arthropoda, Insecta, Hymenoptera, Braconidae.
AUGGUUUUUACCUGGAUUUUGAUAUAUUUGGUAGCAGAAAAAAUCUGUUUAAUUGAUGGAAAAAAAGGCUUCGGUGAUGGCGAGCAAGAUUGGGGCUACAUAACAGUCCGACCAGGUGCUCAUAUGUUCUGGUGGCUUUAUUACGUUAAUCCACCUGGGCUUAAUUCUUCAACCAAUUUUAAUGUAUUCGAUAAGCCACUACUAAUCUGGCUCCAAGGAGGCCCUGGAUUGUCGUCAACCGGCCUUGGGACCUUCGAGGAACUGGGCCCACUUGACGUAAAUCUAAAUAAACGAAACUACACAUGGAUAAAUGAUUACAACAUAUUAUUCAUCGACAAUCCCGUGGGUGUGGGGUUCAGUUAUGUCGACUAUAACUAUAAUUAUGCUAAAGACACGACUGAGAUAGCCAAUGAUCUCAUUGAAUGCAUCAAAGAGUUUUUUGAAAAAAUUCCAAAGUUCAAAAAUGUGCCCACUUAUAUACUCGGGCAGUCUUACGGCGGAAAAAUGGCCGUUGAAUUUGCUCUUCUGUGGUACAAAGCUCAAGAAAGUGGAAUAAUUGAAAGUAAAUUAAGAGGAAUCGCGUUAGGAAACUCAUGGAUUUCUCCAAUGGACUCAGUACUUUCUUAUGCGCCAUAUUUACUUUACUCAGGAUUCAUAGAUACUCUAGAUUAUGGAAAAAUAAAACAAGUAGCUGAUUUAAUUAAAAAAGCUACGGAAAAUAACGAAUGGCUAAAAGCAUCUAAUCUAUUUACAUUUAUGCUGCAUACAAUAGACAGUAAUAUAGAUCUAUAUUAUAUCGUGAGAGAAAAAACGGACGGACAAAAUUCACCAGGUUAUACAACAUCUUUUGGCUACCGUGAUCCUCCACAAAAGUCUCCUUUGAAAUCCGCAUCAAAAAUUCAAAUCCACAUGAAUACUGACGUUAAGAAAGCAUUAAAUCUCAGCAGAACUUGGCUGUUUUGCUCGAUUCCAGUUAAAGACAAUUUACGGACUGAUUUAAUGAAACCCGUAACUCAUAUCGUUGAAAGAUUGCUGAAUGAAACAGACUUGAAAGUUUUUGUUUAUAAUGGCCAGUAUGAUUUUAUUGUACCGAUUUAUGGAACUGUUACGUGGGUCGAAAAUUUGAAAUGGUCUGGGACUGAAGGCUGGAAAAGUUUACGAAGGAAACCGUUUGUUGUGGAUAAUAUUGUUGAAGGUUUCGUUAAAGAGUACGGAAAAUUGAAAAUGUACUGGAUCAAUCGUGCUGGACACAUGGUACCAAAAUCUAAUCCAUAUGCAACAAGUGCUCUGCUUCAAGAAUUAACAUCAAACAAUUAA